Molecule: messenger RNA, 490 nt
Organism: Acanthoscelides obtectus
Lineage: Eukaryota; Metazoa; Arthropoda; Insecta; Coleoptera; Chrysomelidae
Source: the annotation of a GenBank genome assembly
UGUUGCGACGUUGAAGUAAUAUUCUGAGGUAACAGAAUUUUAUGUCGUGUUUCAUGUGGGCAAAUACGUUGGCCCAAAGAUGGGAGGAACUGAGGAUGAUGGCGGAGACUCUUUGUGUAAAAUAUGCAAACACGAAGUAAAAGACAAUGAACAUGGUCUUUUAUGUGAAGGAAAAUGCCAAUCUUGGUAUCACAUAACUUGUCUGGGUAUUACUAGUCAGCUAUAUAAAAAAAUGUAUGGAGAAAUUCUGAAGAUCCUUAUUUGGAUGUGCCCUUCUUGUAAGAAACAGCUUAAGCAAUUAAUGGAACUGGAGACCUGUGCUGAUAAGAUGAAGACUCUUUGUGACAAAUUUGCAAAUAUUGAAGGAAAAGUUAAUAGCAUAUCCGAAAGUAUGGAGAAGUCCUUUUCAAAGCCUACAUAUUCACAAGUUGCAAUCUGUAACAAGCAGUUUUCCGUGGCAAAACCUGUAAAUCUGCCCAACUUGAUAUAA